This is a messenger RNA of Salvelinus namaycush (lake trout), 837 nucleotides long. RefSeq names its product gap junction beta-2 protein-like. Gene Ontology annotation, cellular component: connexin complex. Bases 22 to 837 code for a protein of 271 amino acids. Gene Ontology annotation, biological process: cell communication. Lineage: Eukaryota; Metazoa; Chordata; Actinopteri; Salmoniformes; Salmonidae. The transcript has a single exon. The record is from RefSeq and is a predicted model, not a curated record.
UCAGACAAAGUUGCCUUAGAGAUGAGUUGGGUUGCUCUGUACACCCAGCUUGGCGGGGUGAACAAACACUCCACCAGCCUGGGGAAGAUCUGGCUGUCUGUCCUCUUCAUCUUCCGUAUCACCAUCCUGGUACUGGCUGCAGAGAGCGUGUGGGGAGACGAGCAGGCUGACUUCACCUGCAACACCCAGCAGCCCGGCUGCAAGAACGUCUGCUACGACCACUUCUUCCCAGUGUCACACAUCCGCCUCUGGUGCCUACAGCUGAUCUUCGUGUCCACACCGGCCCUGCUGGUGGCCAUGCAUGUGGCUUACAGGAAGAGUGGGGACAAGCGGCACAUCAUCGCGGCCUCACGAAGCGGUGGUGAUGACAAGACCAGGCAGGUGGACCUGGAGACUCUAAAGAGGAGGCGUCUGUCCAUCACUGGGCCUCUGUGGUGGACGUACACCUGCAGCCUGUUCUUCCGCCUCAUCUUUGAGGCUGGCUUCAUGUAUGCACUCUACUUUGUCUACGACGGCUUCCAGAUGCCUCGUCUGGUGAAGUGUGAGCAAUGGCCCUGCCCCAACAAGGUGGACUGCUUCAUUUCACGACCUACGGAGAAGACCAUAUUCACCAUCUUCAUGGUGGUCUCCUCUGCCAUCUGCAUGGUGCUCAAUGUGGCUGAGCUGGCCUACCUCAUCGCCAAGGCCCUGAUGAGGUGCUCCACCAGGAUUUCCAAGAAGAACCGUGCCUAUGCUCACCCUGAUCAUGUGUCCCCGGACAAGUCUCUACUACAGAAUAAAAAGAAUCAGAUGCUGCUGUCGUCUGUUACCGAUUCCUCCAGCAACAAAACUGUGUGA